AUGCGCGGUUACGAACAGUUUGUCGACGGCUUGUCCUACAACAGACUCAAGCUGGAAACGAUGUACGGCUCGGGUGGUCUGCUCGAUAAGCCCGUCACAAAAUCUCACAAGGAUACCGCAAACAUGAAGAAGGAGGACGUCGAUCUCAUCGUUGACGAACUCGAGAUCCCACGAAGCCAUGCAGAGCGCGAGCUUUCGCAAAAUAACGGCGAUGUUACGAAGGCACUGGAAUCGCUGAUAAAAGCAUGA
This is a messenger RNA of Punctularia strigosozonata HHB-11173 SS5, 249 nucleotides long. RefSeq lists its product as uncharacterized. Lineage: Eukaryota; Fungi; Basidiomycota; Agaricomycetes; Corticiales; Punctulariaceae. The record is from RefSeq and is a predicted model, not a curated record. Bases 1 to 249 code for a protein of 82 amino acids. The transcript has 2 exons.